Molecule: messenger RNA, 2831 nt
Organism: Spea bombifrons (plains spadefoot toad)
Lineage: Eukaryota; Metazoa; Chordata; Amphibia; Anura; Pelobatidae
Gene: ZFAND5
Product: zinc finger AN1-type containing 5
Exons: 6
Coding region: 348-986 (212 amino acids)
Molecular function (GO): zinc ion binding; DNA binding
Source: RefSeq, a predicted model, not a curated record
CGUCUGGCUCCGCCCCCUGGGAGUGUAUAGGCUGAGCAAGCGAGCAGUGGGCACAGAGACUGCCCGAGAGAGGGGGUGAGGAGGCCAUAAUUUGGUGGUUUUAUUUGUGCGUUUAGCGGCUGCUACGCUAAACGGCACCAACAGACAGCCAGCGCGGAUUGACUUUGGUCGGCGAGAAAAAAAAAAAAACCUACAGCAACAAACAGCCCAACCGGAGAAGCGAUCCAGUCACUGAGUAAAACAAAGGAACAGGGCAGAGCGGGCCGGACCUGCUUGGAUUGUUUGUUAUUUUUAUUACCGUCAUCCUCUUUCCGUUGCGGGUUGAGCUCUGAACCAGCCUUCCAGAAAUGGCUCAGGAGACAAACCAGACCCCAGGACCAAUGCUGUGCAACACAGGAUGUGGCUUUUAUGGGAACCCCAGAACAAACGGGAUGUGUUCAGUCUGUUAUAAAGAGCACCUUCAAAGGCAGAACAGUGGCAGGAUCAGCCCCAUGGGAGCAGCCAGUGGGUCAAAUAGUCCCACUACAGAAUCUGCAGCUAUACAGAGAGUAGAAACUGCACUGAACAACUGUGAAGGUGCCGCUGGUAGCCCAACUGAUAAAUCAAGAAAUGUGCCUGUGGCGUCCUUACCUGUAACGCAGCAAAUGACAGAAAUGAGCAUUUCGAGGGAAGAAAAUCUGUCAUCUCCAAAAACAGAGACCUCAGAGCCAGUGGUGACCCAGCCAAGUCCAUCAGUUUCUCAACCUAGCACAUCUCAGAAUGAGGAAAAGAGCCCAGAGCUUCCAAAACCAAAGAAGAAUAGAUGUUUUAUGUGCAGGAAGAAGAUUGGCCUUACAGGGUUUGAUUGUCGUUGUGGGAAUCUGUUUUGUGGACUUCAUCGUUACUCUGACAAGCACAACUGUCCUUAUGAUUACAAAGCAGAAGCAGCAGCAAAAAUACGAAAAGAGAACCCAGUUGUUGUGGCAGAAAAAAUUCAGAGAAUAUAAACCGUGCACAACUUGUGAAGACUGACUUUUUUUUUUUUUCUUCUUCUUAAUAUCUUAGGGAAACAUUUAAAGAAGCAUGUCCAUUUUCCUUCCGAUGUUCAGCAUUUCUUUUGUGAUGUCUACAACUUUGUUUGUUAUUUUAAUUAUAUAUAGAGUGUUUUAGAAUGUUUGGGUGUUUGAAAACUGGCAAAACUGCAUUGAUACAGUCCUUUUCCAAACAGUGUACCUAAGCCCAGAGAACAUGAACUAGUUUUGAUAUUGGCCUAAGCCUCCUUACCCUUCAACGCGUAUCUGUUUAUGAAAUGCAAACUAUGAAAUGUGCCAAAAUAGGCUCCAGAACUGCAUGAUGGCAACAGAUAUUCUUAUAGCACAGCCACAUACCACAAAUCUGUAAAUUGACUUGGUGGGGCACUGGGGAAGGGCUUGUAUUAUCUCUUAAUAGGCAAGCAUUUUAUGUUCUCUAUUCUUCCUUGGUUGCUAUAGCCUGGAUCCUCCCUUUUUUUUUUGUAGUUAACACGUCAUUGUGGCAGAAAAAAGAAACCGCUUUUGGGAGUAUGCAGUGGAUUUUUUUUAAUCUUCAUUUGCAGCGUGUUAAAGGGGUUUUUAACCGAAUGAUUUGCAUUAUUUAUCUACCCUAUAAAACACAAGAUAUUGCAGUCAUCCACAAUAUUGUGCAGGCAGUUAUCAUCCAGUACACACAACAGCAGAAGCUCAACUCUAACAUAAGCAUUCUGAUUUUAAUCAUGAACACACACUUGAUCAGAAUUGAGUCUUUUGUUUGCUUCUGAAAUCCAUUUUUCUAAUUCACCAUGGAUAGCGGCAGAUAUCUCUUAAUAUUUGCAGAACUGUUACCAAACACAAAUGGAUUUAUUUUCUUCUUGCUGCCCCUUCCAUCACAUUGUUUUGACUGUAAUACAGAGCAAUUUCAUGCGUCCAGGUAAAAAUCCUCACUUUACACUAGCUUUGAGUCCCUUGUAAUGCAAUUGGGGGGGAAAUGUGGGGUUAUAUUCUUUCUAUUCUUAAGGAUGACUCAACCCUGAUGUGCCUUUUUCCCCACUACUACAAUCUAAACUUGCCGAUGCCUCACAAUUUGUCAGGGAAUUGUGGGAGUCGUGCAUCUUUAGCUCACAAAUCCAACUGCAUAUAAUUUCCAUAGGGGCAAGAUCUUCAGCAUGUGUAUUUUUACUUUGUAAGGUAAUCUAGGCUUUUUAUAGUUUAACGGAGGUUUUUAACAAUGUGAUUCACUUGCACAGAUUUGCAUGUAAAACCAGCUGCUGUAGAUCCUCUUUUUGUUCUGUUUUUUUUUUUUUCUUCCAGGAGUGGUACCAAAAUGUGUUGAGGGCUGCUCAACUCCCUGUAUUAAUUGUACUUGGGUAUAGGACUGUAAUUUCAUGGUUUAUUGCAUGGGCUGCAUUAUCUACAGCUUUGUACAACAACCCUAGAAAAGGCAGUAUACUUCACUGAUGCUUGUCAGGUAAUAUCACUUCUGUGUUAUAAUGGAAGGUUUUCUUGUAUGAAAGGUUUUUUUUCUUCUUUAUUUUAGGUAAUAGAACAGUUUUUAGAUUAGUAUUGUGAUGAUGCCUACUCUCAUCUGUAAAUAGUUGUUUGUUCACUCAGCCUCACUUUACUGGGUUUUACUUUUUUUGUGUGUGUGUUUUCUGUCCCUAGUUUACUUGGUUUUCCAAGCAUCAGGAUUUUGCUUUCAACCUUGUAUUUUUCGUUCUGAGUUCUUAGAUAUGCAAAUGUGUACAGAUAGUUCAUAUUUAUGUAUUGCACAUAAUCAUGCUACUCGGCAUUUAUGCUAUAUUGUAUUAUGUAAAUAAUAAAAAUUAUGUACAGAGGGUA